GCAGCGCCCUGCAGCUCGGCACCUGGCGGGGGCGCGCAGCCAGUGGAGUGGGUGGUGCAGGGCAGGGGUGGUAUAUCCAGUCUGACCGAGGGCGGGCCCCGCCAGUGCCAGCAGAGGGACGAGCCGGGGUGGAGGCGCCAGGAGCCGCCGCCGGGAGCCUCACGCGGACCUCUCACUCUAUGGCCCUCGGGAGCCGCUGAGCACCAGCAGAGCCGCAGCCGCCCGCCCGCCCGCCCGCCCCGCCGCACCUCGCCGCCCCUCUCGGCUCUCGCACGCCCGGCCCGCGCCUCCCGCCGCCAUGAACCACUCGCCGCUCAAGACCGCCUUGGCCUACGAAUGCUUCCCCGACCAGGACAACUCGACGCUGGCUUUGCCGUCGGACCAAAAGAUGAAGACCGGCACGUCGGGCAGGCAGCGCGUGCAGGAGCAGGUGAUGAUGACCGUCAAGCGGCAGAAGUCCAAGUCUUCCCAGUCGUCCACCCUGAGCCACUCCAACCGAGGUUCCAUGUAUGAUGGCUUGGCCGACAAUUACAACAACUAUGGGACCACCAGCCGGAGCAGCUACUAUUCCAAGUUCCAGGCGGGGAAUGGCUCAUGGGGAUAUCCGAUCUACAACGGGACCCUCAAGCGGGAGAAUGACAACAGACGCUUCAGCUCCUACAGCCAGAUGGAGAACUGGGGCCGGCACUACCAACGGGGCAGCUGUAACGCAACGGGCGCCGGCAGCGACAUCUGCUUCAUGCAGAAAAUCAAGGCGAGCCGCAGCGAGCCCGACCUCUACUGUGACCCUCGGGGCACCCUGCGCAAGGGCACACUGAGCAACAAGGGCCAAAAGACCACCCAGAACCGCUAUAGCUUCUACAGCACCUGCAGUGGCCAGAAGGCGGUCAAGAAGUGCCCUGUGCGCCCGCCCUCCUGCACCUCCAAGCAGGACCCGGUGUACAUCCCACCCAUCUCCUGCAACAAGGACCUGUCCUUCGGUCACUCGAGGGCCAGCUCCAAGAUCUGCAGUGAGGAUAUUGAGUGCAGUGGGCUGACCAUCCCCAAGGCCGUGCAGUACCUGAGCUCCCAGGAUGAGAAGUACCAGGCCAUCGGGGCCUAUUACAUCCAGCACACCUGCUUCCAGGAUGAAUCGGCCAAGCAGCAGGUCUAUCAGUUGGGAGGCAUCUGCAAGCUGGUGGACCUCCUCCGGAGCCCCAACCAGAACGUCCAGCAGGCUGCGGCUGGGGCCCUGCGUAACCUGGUGUUCCGGAGCAUCACCAACAAGCUGGAGACCCGGAGGCAGAAUGGGAUCCGAGAGGCUGUCAACCUCCUGAGGAGAACCGGGAGCACUGAGAUCCAGAAACAACUGACUGGGCUGCUCUGGAACCUGUCUUCCACUGAUGAGCUGAAGGUGGAACUCAUCGCCGACGCCCUGCCUGUGCUGGCUGACCGGGUCAUCAUUCCCUUCUCUGGCUGGUGUGAUGGCAACAGCAACAUGACCCGGGAAAUAGUGGACCCUGAGGUCUUCUUCAAUGCCACAGGCUGCUUAAGGAACCUGAGCUCUGCCGAUGCAGGCCGCCAGACCAUGCGAAACUACACGGGGCUCAUUGAUUCCCUCAUGGCCUAUGUCCAGAACUGCGUGGCCGCCAGCCGCUGUGAUGACAAGUCUGUGGAGAACUGCAUGUGUAUCCUGCACAACCUCUCCUACCGCCUGGACGCCGAGGUGCCCACCCGCUACCGCCAGCUGGAGUACAACGCCCGCAAUGCCUACACGGAGAAGUCCUCCACCGGCUGCUUCAGCAACAAGAGCGAUAAGAUGAUGAACAACAACUACGACUGCCCCCUUCCGGAGGAAGAGACCAAUCCCAAGGGCAGCAGCUGGUUGUACCACUCGGAUGCUAUCCGCACCUACCUGAACCUCAUGGGCAAGAGCAAGAAAGACGCCACCUUGGAGGCCUGUGCUGGUGCCCUGCAGAACUUGACUGCCAGCAAGGGGCUGAUGUCCAGUGGUAUGAGCCAGUUGAUUGGGCUCAAGGAAAAGGGCUUGCCCCAGAUUGCUCGCCUCCUGCAAUCUGGCAACUCUGAUGUGGUGCGGUCCGGAGCCUCCCUCCUGAGCAACAUGUCCCGCCACCCUGUGCUGCACAGAGUGAUGGGGAACCAAGUAUUCCCAGAGGUGACCAGGCUCCUCACCAGUCACACUGGGAACACCAGCAACUCGGAAGACAUCCUGUCUUCAGCCUGCUACACUGUGAGGAACCUGAUGGCCUCCCAGCCGCAGAUGGCCAAGCAGUACUUCUCCAGCAGCAUGGUCAACAACAUCAUCAACCUGUGCCGCAGCAGCACCUCGCCCAAGGCUGCAGAAGCUGCCCGCCUCCUCCUGUCUGACAUGUGGUCCAGCAAGGAGCUGCAGGGUGUCCUCAGACAGCAAGGUUUGGAUAGGAACAUGCUGGGAUCCUUAACUGGGCCAAACAGCUUCAGGAACUUCACCUCCCGAUUCUAAGAAGGGGCUGCUCAAGCAAGCAAGAUUGCAGAAAUGAUGUGACCCAGCUGAGAAGAACUCAGGCCUUGCUGGAGGGGUGACUCUGUCCACCCUGUGCAUUGUUUAGAAAGGUUCAAAUGCAAUUGAAAGCAAACCUGAAGGCUGUGGAUGAUGGAAAUAUUUUUAGAUUUUUUUUUUUCCUUGGGGGAACUGGCAGGCAGGGAGGGUUGGGAAGGGUGGGGGGGGGCUUUUCUUGAGUUAAAGGGGCUUAUGUUUCAUGUCAAUACUUCUUUCUCUGAGAAAUGGUGUAUAUAUAGAUCUAUAUCUAUAUAUACACAUAUAUAUAUGUAUGUAUAAUGUAAGUGUGUGUGUGUGUGCAUGUAUGACCGCAAAGUGCAAACAGCGAAGCUGUUACUGCAGCCCGUGAGGUGGUAAAAGGGACAGUCCCAUGUUUCUUACUCGUAGGCAGGGACUUCCGUGCUUUUUGUUUAGCUCCCCAUAGUUCCCAAACUGUGCCGUGCCAGGACAGGGGGCCCGCACCGGGCUCACGUCCAUGAGAAGUCUUGCGAGGGAACCGUGGAGUGGGGGGAGGUAAGGGGGAAGGAGGGGAGAGUACCUGGGCCUGGGGGCAACCUCCCUCCUUAAGAGGCAGCUUUGCAGGAAGGGAGGCUGGCCGGGCUGUGAAGUUCAGUGUAUCUUAUGGGAAAAUCUAGUUGGCUGAUGAUGCUGCCCUUCCUGCAAGGCCACAGGGACUGGCCACGGGGCCUGGGGCUGGACAGGGUUGGGGCUCUAGAGGACAGGCGAGGACAGCCACACUUGCUUUGCUGCCUGAAGUCUGUUCUGGGGGAGUAGGAGCCAGAGAGAUGGGGCUGGCCAUUCUCCUGGGCUGUGUACCGGUCAAAGGAGGCUCAGCCUAUAAAGCCCCUGCCUUCAGAGGCUUGUCAUCUACCUGUUUCAGGAGAAAGAAGGCAAAAUGGUGCCCAAAGCCAAAGAACUGUUCAGGACAUGGCUGUUUGGUCUUCGUAUUCCCAACAGUGAGGGGGACAGGCUGGGGUUGGACUGGGACCUGCUCCGGGCUCCGGUGGGAGAGCGGCUAUUUGGAAACUAACCAGGAGGACACUUCCCUGCGUGCCUGAUAAGACUCAAGUGAGAGAGUGUUUUGGGUCCCAGAAGACUUGGAAGACAGGAAUUUGGGUCGACCAGGAAGGAGAACUGUCGAAUCAGGGCACCAGCCAGCCCAAGACCCAGCAGCGGCCGUCCCCACCUUCCCCUGAACCCCGGGCAUCCUGGUCCUCACUCUAUCUUUGGGAAAACCACAGAGGAUGUGAUAAAAGGGGCUUGUCAGGGGCACCGGCCACACUCAAGACCCCAGACUCUUGAGCAUUUCAGAUGAGAAGUAGUAGAAGGACCCCCUGAGGGCCCCAUGGAAAAGCUUGCUGUAAAUAACCCUUAGUAUAUACUGUAAGAUAGAGAGAACAUAGGGUUCCCAAGGCUUCCCUGAUUUCUGCCUUCACCACCUAUACUAACUGUUGGUGUUGGACAGGAAUUAACCGCCUGGUUCAUAUCCUUCUCUAGAAGAAUAGAAGAUGCUCCUCACCUUUCAUUCCUCCUCCUCCUCCUCCUCCUCCUCCUCCUCCUCCUCCUCCUCCUCCUCCCAGGUCCCCUGCCUGACCCCCCACCCUGAACUACACCCCAAUCCAACCCCACUUCUUACCCCAGCAGUCAGAGUUGAAAAGUACCUUUCCGAACGAAGGAUGUGCCUAUUAAGAGAUGUGACAACUGAGACUGGGGCCAGACGUGUGAUGACAGGCCAUUUAACCAGGUCCGUGAUGCCCUCCCUCUUUUUUGCUCAUGAUGGAAGGCCUCCUCCAGGCUCACCCCUCUCUCUCAGGAGCCACGAGGGAGCCCAGUCCCACCAGACAGUCCUGGGUGUAGGUUCCAGGAUGACUCCUCUGCCAGUCAUCAGGGCUCAGAGGAAUUCAUUUCUUAAAAAAAAUACGGAUGGUGCACCAAUAUGUGCCAGGCAGUGUUCUGAGCACUCGGGAUGCAUCGGCGAACAAAACAGACCAAGCCCUGUCCUCAUGUACCUUACAUUCUCCGGGAGGAAGGAGGAGACACGGGGCUCUUGGCUUGGGGGAUCCCCCAGUGUGAGAGGACUGUCCAGAACAGUCAGGACAAGAAGGAAAUAGCCCACUACCAGGGAGUCUGUGACAGCCCUCUAGGAGAUGGCCCUUCCCUUAGCGGUGUCCUGACCUCCUGCCAUUCCUCUGCUGGUUUUCUGUCACCAGCUGUGCUGUAGAUCCAGGUGGGCCCAGCCCUCUGCCUUGGGGAAUGGUGGGCUCAGGUGGACAGUUAGGCCAGGCCUGAUUUGGUAACCUCUCUAGGGCUUUCUCAGGCCGGCCAGCUGGCCCUGUGACCUGGGCCUCUGACCCAUGCCUGUUACUUUGGAAGAGGCAAAACUGAGAGGGUCCUGAGGAUGCAUUUCCUAAAGACAGGAGUAGGGGGUUGGCCCAGGCAUGGCUCAGUAUCUCAAGCCCACGUUGGCCUCAUGCUAUCAGGGUUGACGCCCCAAACAAGACAUUCCAAUUUGAGGGCAAUGAGGGAGGACAUAGGCCACCCAGUCUCUCCCUGUCCCUGUCCUGACCCCAGGAUCUCUUGUGCUUAAGAUCCAGUCAUUGGCCACCAACAGCCUGUCCAGUGGGGGCCAGACCAGCAACGCAGACCCCCGUGCUUCCCCUAGUGAGGCCGUGGAGGGUUUUCUCCAGCCAUGUGGAGACAGUGGCGUUCUCUCUCAUCCACCGCAGAGCCUGACUGGAGUGGGGGGGGGGGGGGAUGGCUAAGAUGAGGAGCUUCGGACAAGGGGACGGGCAGGGGUUGACGAGCAGAGGGAAGCCCAGGGGACGUUCUGAGAGGUAUCCUGGAACCCCUCUGGAGCCCGUGUCUCCCUUUGCUCCAUAUUUGUAUAAGAACCUUGUGCUGGCCAAGCCCAGUGUCUCUGUGUGUGCACUAUGUGUUUGCUUUUUUGGAAAUAUAGGAAAUCAAUAAAUUGCUGGCAUUUCUUUGAA
Molecule: messenger RNA, 5526 nt
Organism: Leopardus geoffroyi (Geoffroy's cat)
Lineage: Eukaryota; Metazoa; Chordata; Mammalia; Carnivora; Felidae
Gene: PKP1
Product: plakophilin 1
Exons: 14
Coding region: 299-2482 (727 amino acids)
Biological process (GO): cell-cell adhesion; intermediate filament bundle assembly; cell-cell junction assembly
Cellular component (GO): nucleus; plasma membrane; adherens junction
Molecular function (GO): cadherin binding
Source: RefSeq, a predicted model, not a curated record